Spodoptera frugiperda (fall armyworm) is the source of this 5405-nucleotide messenger RNA. RefSeq names its product protein piccolo. The record is from RefSeq and is a predicted model, not a curated record. The transcript is spliced from 9 exons. Bases 379 to 2556 code for a protein of 725 amino acids. Lineage: Eukaryota; Metazoa; Arthropoda; Insecta; Lepidoptera; Noctuidae.
UUCAUUGGACGAGAGUACAAGAGGGUGGCGCAUGCGCGUUAUGCCGACGCCAUCUCUGCAACUACUGUGCCUAUUAUGUACUUGGUCUAAAGUAAAGUGAAUGCUAAUUCGUGGUAAAAAGUGUGAAUAAAUCAUGGAAUUACAUAUUCGCGAGUGAGAUCAAGUGUAUGUUCAUAGUGAUUGAAAAAGACAGUGACAUCACGGAGACUUCGGUAACGGCGGGUCAUAUCUUGCGGAAGUUUCUUGACUGUAGCAACGCAUAUUUUUUGCGGCUAUCUCUGCCGCGGGCUGCCACACAGGACUUAUUUCAUGGGCUGCUCUCGAUUUAACAGCUAGUGCUUGUGUACGGCCAGGAGGCGAGUUUUAGACGCGUUUGAAAUGAAUUCUGCUUUAAAGCCGGUGCUGCCCCAGCCGGGAGUGCCGCAGCCGGGCGGACAGGCGAGCCCCGCGAAGGGGAACGUGGCCACUGCGAACCACACCGUAGGGCACCCGCAGGGCGCUCAGAACUCGCUGCACCACCCCGGCAACAACCUCGUCGGCCAGAACCUGACGCACCACGCGCCCGCGCCUCAACUGCCUCACGCGCCGCCCCCCAUGGCGCCGGUGUCUGCCAACAUGGCGCAAAUGGCACAGAAUAUGAGUCACCAUGGCAACCUCUCACAUGUCACCCAGAACUCCGUCGGCCCCUCUAAUUUGGCCGCCAGCCCCACUAAAAGCGGGAAUCCAGUCACUCCUCUCAGUCUCGUCCAGGACAAGGCUCUUGCUCUCACCAUAACUCCUGAGAAGACUGAACCAGAUUCUACUGGACAUGCCAAUGGCACUAUUGACUCACCCAAGUCUGGUGCAAAUGCUCCAGCUCCAUUGAAACCACAGAACCCUGAGUCUAACAAAGACAAACAAGAUAUCGCUAAGACUUCACCAAGUACACCAAAACCACCUGAAAAGCCCUCAAGUUCACCAAGUACACCACAAAAAUCUGACACUGCUACCCCUGCCAGUACUGAUGGUCCAGCACAACCCAAAGUGGCAACAGCUAAUGAGCCUUCAGAGAAGUCUCCAUCAAAGCCAUCAGAGUUAAAACCAGCCCCAGCUGCAGAUGUUGCACCAACACAAAGUGAUAGUAAGCCGGUCCCAGAGUCUGCCAAUGACAAUCAAGUGCAAGAGAAGGCACCAACUCCUGUGAAAAAAGACCCUCCAGCAGCUGAAAGUCCAAAAGUGGAACCUGUGCCUGAAGCAAAGCCAGAAGAAAAAAAAGAGGAAGUCAAAGUGGAGCAGAAGCCAGCAGAUUCUGCUGAAGAUAAGAAGGAAGAGGUAGCAGCUGACAAACCAGAGAAAUCUGAAUCUCCUAAGAAGGAGGAGGUGGUUGACAAAGUACAAGAGAAGGUUGAGGAGAAAGCUGAGGAAAAGAAACCCGAAGCUAAACCUGCCAAAGCUGACUCUAAGCCAAAGUCAACAAUGAAGUUGGCAACAGUGACACCACCAAUGCGCAAGAGGAGGCAGGCCUCUCCCAGCAAGUCUAAUGAGGGGUCUACACCAGCCAAGAAGCCUGCAGAGGGAGAGAGCACUCCAGACACAAGAAUGAAAAGGAAUAGGACUAAGGUGCAGCUAUACCAGUCUCCGACUCCUGAGUUGGCGAUGGCCACCAAGCUUUCUGCUUCAGCUGGCCGCUCCACGCCGACUAAACCCAAUGAUGAUAAACUUAUCGUCUUUUACAAGAAUGAAUACUUAGCAGUACGUAACGCUGAAGGGGGCUUCUACGUGUGCCAAGCAAUGCAAAACGUGUACCGUACCACACGCAAGAUCAAGAUCCGCUGGCUGUCACAGGACAAGACCGCGGACCCGGCGGGCGAGACAUACAAGCCUGACUUUUAUGAUGUCACAGACAUGGAGUGCGUGCUGACGACGCUGUCGCUGACCCGCGGCGGCGGCGGCACGCAGGUGCUGCGCGCGGCGGAGGCGGCCCGCGCGCGCUCCAUCCUCACGCGCGCGCUGCACGCCGAGGCCACCGGCGCCACCACCACGCCCGCGCUCACCGAGGAACACCCCGACGGAUUGGACCUCUCAUUAUACAAAGACGAAUCGCAACUAGAGAAAAAGGGCCGCAAACGCAACAGUUCAAAAUCAUCGCCGAGAGCCAAACUCGACAACUCUAAUGAUACAGAGGACUCGGCGACGCCCGUGAAACGCGCGCGGACAACGCCAAAGCGCAGUCCAAAAAGCGCUCGCAAAACAAAAGCACAAACAAAAUCACAAACAAACAAUAAGAGAAAAUCGUCAGGUAGUACGCCCACUGUGGCGACCACUAGCAAGGUAGGCAUAGUACAACGGAUAUAUAGAAAUACCGCUACAGCAGUAAGUGAGAAGUCUAAAGCGAAGAGUACACCGGCCAAGCGGACGCCAGCUAAACAGAAAGCGGAGACGCCAGUCGCCACACCCACGCGCAAAGGCAGGAGAGCAGCCGGUAAAGAAGCGAAAGCGUCGCCGAUAGUCCCCACGCCGUCCACAUCGACGGGUAAGACCACUCGCACGCCGAGGAAACCGCCCGCGAAGAAAUAAUACUUGUGCACCACAGUCGUGUGCCGACAGUUCUCUAAUGAACGAACUCUAUGACCAAGUACGUAUGUUAUGUACUGUUAAGUGUCUUAACGUUAAUAUUAGGUUCCACGGGCCGAUAUUUGGAAUUCGUCAAGGAUUGGAUAAUGGAUGGUCUGUUCUUAUUUUGUUACGCUCGAUUUGGAAUUUGGUUAGUGGGUUAGUUGAACAUUAGAGUUUUUAUUUAAUGUUCGUUAACAUUUUAAUAUUAUAUAACAGAUGACUCGGUUGGCAGCGGAAAAUCCACCAAUCGGUCUUCUUCUGUUGAUAAGCAAUGCUUAGUGAACUAGGGAGGUGCAAAAGCAAACUAUCGAGACAGUUUUUUGUCUCUUUUAUUAAUUAAAGUAUAAAUAAAAUAAUUGUCAAUUUAUCAACAAUGCAUAAUGCAAUGAAUGUAUAAACUUAAUUCAUUUCCCAACUUCCAUCUCCAGCGCGAAUGAGUUGUAUCUUUCAUUAGAUAUAUUUAUUGUGGAUCACUUCUGUCUGCAUAAUCAUGGUUUAUUGUAAUUUUAUAUUUUGCUGGAAUCUGGUAUGAUGUUUACUUACUAAACAUAUUUCUUUAUAUUAUGAAAUGAAGUACAUUGUUAUAACAAAUAGCACAAUUUGUGUAUUUUUGCUUUCAAUACAUCUAUUGAUAAGUUACUUGGUUAUAAGAUUUUAAAUAAAGCGCAAUGUUUUGGGUUCUGAAGUUUUUGUGGCAACGAAAUUAUCUUUAUGUGGUCACACCGCGACGGUGUCCGUCAUAUUUGGCGGGAAAUUGAUGUUGAAUGUGUUUUAAAAUAGGAACAUUUUAUGUAAGAACCCAGUCUGUGUUGCCAUGUUGGGUUAUAAUAUAUCUAACUUGUUUUAUAUGAAAACUUUCUGAUGUUUGAAACCUGAAGCAAUAAUGGAAUUUUGUGCGAACUUACACUACAUGAAUAUGGACUCGCAUAUUGUGGCGUUUUCAAAUUGACAAAAAUAAUGAAUGUUUUCAUAGCAAUAUUUUGCUGAUUUUGAGAGAUUAGAUAUAGAAUAAUGUUCUACCUCGGAAUUCGAUAUAUUUAGGGCAUUUUAAAAGAAAGGAUUUUUAUAUUAAUUCAAAUUUUAGAUGAAUUAUAAGAGUUGGUCGUGUAGUGUAAGGUGGCGAUAGAGUAAUAGUGAAAGUUGACAUCACAUUGUAUUGAUAUUGUACGGUAUAUUGGUAAGGAGAGUGGAGAGCGAAUUAACAGGUUAAUAUAGUUUUACUAACGCGAACUAACUACUAUAUGUAAGAAACUUCGUUCUUUGUAAAUAUUUACAUUUAAGGAAAUGUUAACAACUUCAUUUCUAGGGGAUAGCUACAUUUAAUGUUCGCAGUAUAAGUAUUACAUUUUCAACUUAUUAUACUAAACUUUUAACAUUAUUGUAUUGACAGAAUAUAAUUAUUAAUUACACCGUUGUUGUCGUUGUACAGUUUGUAGUAGCAUAGCCAAGCAAUAGCAAUUAUUACGUACCAUGUCUCCGUAUAGCGUAAAGUCACUGUUUUGUUAAUUAUGAGGGAAAUUAGUUUCCCAUGUCAUUAAAGUUUCCUUUUAUCAAAACAGAUUUUAUACAUUUUUGUAGAACAAUUAAUUUAUUUUGAUUUCUUUGUUUAGUUUCAACAAAAAACUUACAUAGUGUUAUGAAUAUAACAGGAACAAUCAGUGACUUUACGCGUUACGAGAACGAUAUUUUAAAAUCUAUAAAAUGGGACGAUGCGUGUAAAUGUAGUUAAUCCCUAACCAGGUUGCGGUUGACGAGACGUGGAGGCGGUCCGCCUCGACAAUUAGGCAAUAGAUUUAGAAGUUUCUUUUAUUAAAUAAGAUUAGGCUAAAAAUUCUAAAGUUUGCGUAGAAUUGAAUUAGGUAUUGCGUCGAAAUCUUGUAUAUCAGUACAAAAGAAUUUAAAAUUUAUCAGAUAAUGUUUUAUCAUUGGACGUUUUGCUUCACAUAAAAAUAUAUUUUGAUAUGAUCAGUGUUUAUUUUUGAAUUAAGAUAUAGAAAGUGUCCUGUCGCGGUUUGUGGGACUGGGAACUAACCUGUCACAUGUUUCCAACUCGUCAUGUAGAAGAAAUUUGAAAAAUGUCUUCGUCCUAGUUCUAUGAUUUACUGUUUGGACCAAGCUAUUCAUUGUGAAAUUGUGAUUCAGAUUGUAACAUGUACAGUUGUAUACCAAAUGUUAUAAAUUAAUCACUGCCUGUACAAGAGGAACUAAAGUGUCUAGUAGAUAAAUGAAAUAUAUUUAGCAGUCACAACAGUUGUCAUGUAGGUCGCUCGCUCGCUCGCUCAGUCGCUCGGUCGGCAGCCCCAAGUACUUAGCUUGCUGGAGACUAGCUCUCAUCGACACGUUGACACGAUAGUACACAGGUUUGAGCCGAUUCUACUUUUGUUACUUACACGACUUAAGAUUGUUUAUACAUUAGCGGUGAGGUCCCCGUAUAUUUUUUGUUAAAUUGUUUUCCAUUUUACCUUUACGUUGUUAUCAAUAACUGUGCUCGUCUAGAGCGUGAGAGUGUGUGUGAACAUUAGGAAAUCUUAAGUACCUAAAUUUUAGGUGGUAUUUUUAAAUAGGUUAAUUUCUUGAAGAGAAAAGAAUAAGCUUAGAGUAUAAAUUAUUGUGUGUGUAUUUUCUGUUUAUAACGUGUACCUACUUGAGUGGAACGAAUGUUUGCGACAUUGUCAUGGCACUCUGGUACAAUAGUUGUAAAACAUAAUUUUAGCGUUUUAUACAAAAAAGAUAUCAGUUCGAGAGUACUAUUGUAACAGAAAGUCCACAAAUUUAUAUGCAAUUUAAAAUAAAUAUAAUGAUUUAAGAAA